This is a messenger RNA of Oxyura jamaicensis (ruddy duck), 4465 nucleotides long. RefSeq names its product ligand of Numb protein X 2-like. The record is from RefSeq and is a predicted model, not a curated record. Gene Ontology annotation, molecular function: metal ion binding; ubiquitin-protein transferase activity; protein binding. NCBI's taxonomy places the organism in Eukaryota, Metazoa, Chordata, Aves, Anseriformes, Anatidae. Bases 400 to 2445 code for a protein of 681 amino acids. The transcript has 10 exons.
GCAGGGGCAGGGCUGCCGGCGGGGUGGGCGGCCCAGCUCGGCCCGGCUCGGCCCGGCCCGGCCCGGCAGGAGGAGGGAAGCACGGCGGCGGCCAAGGGAGGGCCCUGCCGGGCUGAACCGUGCCGGGCGGGAGACACCUGGGCGGCUGCGCUGCCUCCUCCUCUCACGUAGGUUUCGACUUUCAUCCCCGCCCGGAAACUUGGUGGAGGAGCCGCGUUCGCCCCGCCGUCUGCAGGGCCGAGUUGGCGCCGGGCUUCUCUCUCCUCCUCCCUCCCCGGCCCUUCCCGGGGGGCGAGCGAGCCCCGCUCCCGUCCCCUUCCUCCAGAGGAACUCUGCCAGACAGCUACUGCGUGACAAGUUUCCUUCCUGCUGGCCUGAGAGAGCGGCAUCCUGGCUAUCAUGGCUGACCCCGCAGCAGAAGAGCACGCGUACCAAGCUGGAGAACUCUGCUGUGAAUGCGGCCAGUUCCACCUCUUGCCGGACAAUCACCUCUAUAACUUCCAGGACGAGGUGGACGACGAACUCAUUUGCCACAUCUGCCUUCAGCCCCUGCUCCAGCCCAUGGACACCCCCUGCGGACACACGUACUGUUUCAAGUGCCUUGAAAACUUCAUGCAGGAGUACAACUUUUGUCCUAUGGAUCGGAAAAAACUCUCUUUCCAGCAGUGCCAUAAGUCCAGCCUCCUGGUACGAAACCUGCUGGAUAAGCUGGUUGUCAGCUGUCCUUUCAAGGCGGAGUGUCAGCAGACGAUGCAGCGCUGUGAACUGGAGGCUCACCUGCAGAACAGGUGUCCUGGCUUCAAGAAAUACAAAUCUGAACUGCAUCGGAAAAAGAAUCCUGUUUCCAAAGGGAAGGAGGAUCCCCCUGUCAAGGUGGAGACGAACACGCCCAAGGAUCCAGAGGUACCGAGCGCAGGAUCAUCGCUGGUAGCAGAAAGCUCUGCAGCUGCUGUGGUAUCACUAGGGACUGCAGAGCCUGGACUGGUUAAUCCAGCUUUUGAGGAGACUGAAGAAGACCUUCCUCAGAGAGCGAGUCUUGUGGCUGAAACGAGCACAAUUGAAAUUCACCGAGAAGACCCAGAGGAAGAGCUGGGCAUGAGGAUAGUUGGGGGUAAGGACACCCCGCUAGGGAACAUCGUUGUUCAGGAAGUCUUGCGGGAUUCUGUCGUUGCUGCAGAUGGAAGAAUAGCGCCUGGGGACCACAUUCUGGAGGUGAAUGGUGUCAACAUCAGCAGUGUGACUCACUGCCAGGCUGUCUCCUUCCUGCGCCACCCUGGCCCUGUUCUCCACCUCAUGGUCCUGCAGGAGAAGGGCUUUUCCAAUAAGACUGCACAGCAGGAUUCCACUUCGGCUACCAACCGGGAAGUGAUCCACGUCACCUUGAUAAAGAGAGACCGGUCCGAACCCUUGGGAAUCAAACUGAUCAGGAAGACGGAUGAGGCAGGGAUUUUUAUUCUAGAUUUGUUAGAGGGAGGUUUGGCAGCCAAAAAUGGAAAGCUGAGUCGGAAUGACAGAGUCCUGUCUAUAAAUGGCCAGGAUUUGAGGCAAGGAACGCCGGAGACUGCAGCACAGAUAAUCCAGACCAGUGAAUCGAGAGUGAACUUUGUGGUCCUGAGGCAGCCAGGUGUGCAGCUGCCAGACCCGGGGGAAGAUGGCAGCACGUCGAAUAACAGCAGCAGCAGCAGCAGCAAUGGAGGAAGCCCAGUGCACCAUCGGAGGAGACUAGACCAGAAUCACUACAGGCGAAAGUCUAACUACCAGAAAGAUUUACCUCAGGGAUAUGUAACUCAUGAGAAGACAGUUGCAAUAAAAAAGGAACCAAAGGAGUCUUUAGGAAUAACAAUUGGAGGUGGAAGGGAUAACAAAAACAAGCUCCCUAUAUAUGUAACGAGCGUGCAGCCCAUUGGGUGCCUCUUCAGGGAUGGCAAAAUCAAGCGAGGAGAUAUACUUCUGAGCAUAAAUGGCAUUGAUUUGACUCAUCUUAACUACUACGAAGCUGUCUCAGCACUGAAAUCUAAUGCAGCUUCCCACUCGGUUGUACUGAAAGCCUUGGAAAUCCUUGCAUCAGACUCAACAGAUCCCUCUCUGGACAUCAAGGAACGAGGAUUCAGCUGGUCUCCCCUCUGGAUCACAUGGCUCGGAUUGCCUAGCUACCUUCACUGCUGUCAAGAUAUCGUCCUUAGCAAAGGUAACCUGGAAAGCUGGGGCUUCAGCAUUGUUGGAGGCUUUGAGGAGAGCAAAGGAAACCAGCCAUUCUUCAUCAAAACCAUAGUGCCUGGGACUCCCGCCUUCCGAGACAGGAGACUGAAGUGUGGAGAUGAAAUAGUGGCAGUAAAUGGAGUGCCAGCAAUUGGAAUGAGCAACUCGGAACUAAUCCCAAUGCUGAAGGAGCAAAGGAAUAAAGUUACGCUUACUGUGGUAUCCUGGCCAGGAAGCCUCGUGUGAAAGCUCAAACCAUGCAACAGCUUCAAAGAUCAUCUGUGGUACCAGACAGUUGUUGGCCAUCAUGCUAAGCUCAACGUGACACAGGGAGGGAACGCUGAACUCUUGCUAUACAGUGUAUUGUCAUGGGAGACUUUUCACUUCAUUAUUGGAGAAAACAUUUCUUUACUGUGCUGAGGUUACCACCAACUCUGAGCGUUAGAUUCAAAGUUAUGGUAAAUCAGAACAGUUGUAGCCUCUCAGUAUUGGUGUUGCAGAGAAAGCUGUUUUUUCGGCGUUUCUCUACAAAGUGCCCGUCUUUACUUUGAGGCAUUUUCUUCAGUUUUAGUGAUCUGCUUUCUAUUUAAUGUUUUGAACAGGUUGAAACAGACGUGACGGUCCUAUUUCCCCUGCUAAUUUAAGAAUACUAUUUGACUACUGGUCUCUCUCUCCCUAACUGCCAUAUUGGACAUAGAUUUUUAGACAUUUUUAAAAGCCACUAAUAAAGCUGUAAGGAUGCAGACCAAUUAAGCGGAUCCUACAGCCCCCAGUCCUAAUGUUGUUAGGUUACUGGAAUUUAAGGGAUGUUUUUAUCCAUCAAAAAUCGUAACUCUCAUAGCUGGUGGCUGAAGAGCUGCCAGAUGAGCACAGUAGAGCUGUGUUGACGUGUAUGAAGGUCCUAUCACCAGGUUUCAGAGAUGAGGAAUUUAAUUUUCAUCCCCUUUCUCAGCUCGGCUUCCCUGGUUUUAAGACUUGAUAAAAUGACCAGCUUUUCUCACAGAAGGCAGGUGACUAAGUCAGCAGGUUUGUCUGUGAGAAACCUCUGUCCCAGGAAGCUAUUUAUUUUAAUCAGAGUUUCCCAGUGGCCAGAGGCAGAGUUGAGGCAGUGGGGAAGAGGCUGCCUCAGCCUCAUCGUACCAACUGUAUGAAAUAAGCUACCUCCAGGACAGCGUGCCCAGUUUGGCUUCAGUUUAAAUGCACUGUAUAGUUAAAAUUUAGAAUGCAAGAAACAAAGCCAUGUUGCUAAGUUCCUACCUGGAAACUCUACAUGAAGCAAUUCCCUUUAUUUUUUUAAGAAGGUUGUUAAUCAGCAGUAGAAAUGACAGAUCUUUCUCAAAUCAGGAUGAACUAAGAGAGAUCUUCCCUCGUAUGCUCUUUCUGCUGUACCUUUUAUGGGGCCAGCUCAGAUUGUAGGAAUCAAAGGAGCUUCUCCCCCCUAUAAAAUGCUACCUAGAAUGAGUAAUUCCUUCUUGUAGUGAAUUGACUGCCGAUACGUGCCCAUCAUUGUCCUAAGCAGUGCUUUUCAUAGGGCUGGCAACUUCGUAAUUAGCUAUUACAGCAGAGUAGAACUGUUCCUUGCUAGAUGAUUUAGCUGUUUACAUUCAGAGUGACUUCACUUCCCCUGGCUGUUAGCUCAAGGCAGUAUAUAGCAGGGCCUGUUAUCAGGGCCUAUUAUACAGAAAUAGCUUAGGAUCCGAUUGUUACAAAGGCUUCCCUGGCACCCAGCGUGGCCUCUUUGUUUGAUUGACAAAUACUGCGAUGGACUUUGACAGCAGAAACAGUGCGUGGCCAGCUGGGCUCUGGGGUCUGUUUUCCUGUUGUUCCUAGUGAAUGGUGAGAGCAAAAUAAUUCAGAAGUCAGAAACGCGCCUGUGGAAAACCAGUCACUCGACCUGCGUCUGACACAAAGGAACAUGGAGCAGGAUUUGUCUCCUUCCUACCAUGGUACAAAAUCUGUGCCUGGUCGGGAACAGUAAAUAUGUAGAUAGAAAGAGGGCAAUUCCUACUGAGCUGUACCAGGUGUCACUUGUAUAAAGUACAGUAGGAAAAAGCCCCGCAGAAGGUGGUCAGACAGUUUAAAUGAAGGGGAUGCUGCGGGAGGCAGCAUGAUUUUUAUUAUUAUUCCAUCUCGUUUCAAGGUGCCUUCAACUUCACCAAAAUGUCCUAGUAAUUAAGUACUGUUUGCAAGAUCAACUUGUUAAUAAAUGUUGGAUUUGUUUUGAUGCCUUUAUAAAUUAUUCUAAUAUUACUGAAAACCAACACUG